Ixodes scapularis (black-legged tick) is the source of this 1639-nucleotide messenger RNA. RefSeq lists its product as uncharacterized. NCBI's taxonomy places the organism in Eukaryota, Metazoa, Arthropoda, Arachnida, Ixodida, Ixodidae. The record is from RefSeq and is a predicted model, not a curated record. Gene Ontology annotation, molecular function: nucleic acid binding. The transcript has a single exon. The coding region runs from base 317 to 1639 and encodes 440 amino acids. Gene Ontology annotation, biological process: DNA integration.
ACUUGAAAAGGAGGCACUAGCCAUUAUUUUUGGGAUCAAAAAGUUCCACUUAUACAUCUAUGGCCGAGUUUUCACUCUCGUCACGGAUCACAAACCGCUACAGACUAUUUUGGGCCCAAAGACAGGCAUUCCGUCUAUUGCGGCAGCACGGUUGCAGCGCUGGGCUGUUACCUUGUCAGCGUACAAGUACUCGUUGGUGUACAAGAGAUCCAGUGACAAUGCAGAGGCCGAUUUUUGCUCUAGGUUCCCUCUCGAAAGUGGGAAAGACGAUAGUUGCGAGGGCGAAGAGUCCUUCUAUGCACUGCGGCUAGAGUCAAUGCCGGUGUCCUCUCAGGAGAUUGCACGCGCUACGUCGCGCGACCCGUUACUUUGUCAAGUGCUUGAAUACACAAGCAUGGGUUGGCCGACGCACGUGCAAGAACAACAACUCAGACCGUUCUUUGACAGACGCUUGCAGAUGAGUGUUCAUCAAGGGUGCCUAAUGUACGGCAUGAGGGUUGUUGUUCCGUCCCAGCUGCAGGAGCCCGUGCUCGACGAACUGCAUCAAGGCCAUCCCGGCAUCGUGCGAAGUAAGGAGCUGGCUCGCAGCUAUGUUUGGUGGCCAUCAAUUGACUCAGACCUUGAAAGAAAGGUACGAAGCUGCCAAGCAUGCCAGGAACAGCGUAAUGAUCCAUGCAAAGCGCCUCUUCACCCCUGGGCAUGGCCGACAGCACCGUGGAGACGACUACACCUGGACUUUGCAGGCCCGUUCCGCGGAACCAUGUUCCUAGUCGUGGUGGACGCGCACUCAAAGUGGCCAGAGGUGUUCACCAUGCAGAGCACUACGACCGAGCGCACUGUGAGGUGCCUACGUGAACUUUUCUGCAGGUUCGGAAUUCCGGAAACAAUCGUUUCAGACAACGGGCCGCAGCUGGUGUCCGAGGAAUUCAAGGUGUUCAUGAGGAACAACGGGGUCAGACACGUCGUGAGCGCCCCAUACCACCCGAGCACAAACGGCCUGGCAGAACGGUUUGUGCAGACACUGAAGUCUGCACUACGCAAGUCAUCUGCUGGUGAGUCUCUGGAAGAAGCAUUGCAACACUUUUUACUGACGUACCGGAAUACUCCACAUUCAACAACAGGAGAGACGCCAGCAAACUUGUUGAUGGGCAGAAGAUUACGUUCCAGGUUGGAUGUAAUCAAGCCUACGGUAGAGGGGAAAGUGAUCCACAAGCAAUUUAUACAAAGUAAGCAACGGAGGACAAGCAGAGAAGAAAUCUGCCCUGGUGACAAUGUCCUAGUGCGAAAUUACAGGAGUUCGCCGAGGUGGUUACGUGGUACCGUCCUCAAGAAGACUGGUCCAGUAUCUUACCAAGUCCAGGUUACCACGCCUCGAGGCAAGUUCAUCUGGCGUCGGCACCUCGAUCAACUUUUGAGCCAAACACGGCCAACGGCAACGCCGGUACCUUCGGACACCGACGACGCUGAGGGGUUCCUCGUCUUUUCACCAGGCGAGCCAAGUGUCCCGGCCACGGUACAAGAGCAUGGGCCACAGCAGCCUCACACCAUCCCGCAACGGGAUCCUGUACCUCCUACAGGCCGAUCUACUUCUGAAGGACGCUACCCAUCGAGAGAACGGCGUCCGCCUGACAGAUACUAA